This is a messenger RNA of Rhopilema esculentum, 2432 nucleotides long. Its product is annotated as integrator complex subunit 9 homolog. NCBI's taxonomy places the organism in Eukaryota, Metazoa, Cnidaria, Scyphozoa, Rhizostomeae, Rhizostomatidae. Gene Ontology annotation, cellular component: integrator complex. Gene Ontology annotation, biological process: snRNA 3'-end processing. The record is from RefSeq and is a predicted model, not a curated record.
GAAUACGAGGGCAAAUGGCCUAAUUUCUGAGCGAAAUCAAGAGGAUAGUUCGCAAUUAGAUUUAUAAACCAUGCUGUUAUGACUGUAGACAAAUCGAGACACGAAAGAUGAAGCUCCACAUACUGAGCCAACAGGCAAAUGUGCCUUGCCUUGUUUUGAAGUUCAGAGACGUCUCAGUGAUGUUAGAUUGUGCAUUAGACAUAUCAUCAUUGCAGUACUUUUUGCCUGUCAAACAAGUAGCGAGCUGUCAUGAGCCAAAUUUAAAGCUAUGGAAGAGCUAUUCGUCAGAAGUAAAGGAAAGUGACAAGCUGAACUUGUAUGAAGUUGCAAAUCACAUUUUCAUUGAUAGUGAGCCAGAAUUCAUUUUGCCAGAGCAAGGCUUGGUAGACUUUGCUGAUUUGGAUAUAAUUCUGAUCUCAAACUACCACAACAUACUAGCACUGCCAUAUAUUACAGAGUAUUCUGAGUUCAAAGGGAAAGUUUAUGCUACAGAACCAACUCUUCAAAUUGGCAGAUUGUUAAUGGAAGAGCUGGUAGCCUACAAGGAGAACGGUUAUUCCUCAAACUCGUCAAUGUGGAAGAACCAGCAGAUCAGAAGAUUUCUACCGCACCCCUUUAGUGAACUUACAAACCCAGAAGCCUGGAAGGCAUUGUACAACAUUCAUGAUGUGAAAUCUUCAAUUACAAAGAUCCACCCAUUAGAUUACAGUGAGAAAAUAGAUAUUUUUGGAAUUUUGGAAAUCACUCCUAUCAGCUCAGGAUUUUGUAUCGGAAGUUGCAACUGGGUACUUCAAACAAAUUUUCGAAAGAUUUCGUACGUCUCAGCUUCAUCUGUUUUCUCGACGCAUCCGCAACCUUUAGAUCAAGCUGGACUAAAAUCUAGUGACAUCAUGAUAAUGAAUUCCUUGACUGAAGCCCCCACUGUUAAUCCAGAUGGAAUGUUACGAGAAUUCUGCAACCACCUAACGGCUACACUAAAAAAUGGUGGAAAUGUUUUGAUUCCGUCGUACCCUUCCGGGGUCAUCUAUGAUCUGUUUGAAUACUUGGUAUCCUUCCUCGAUGGCUCUGGCUUGUCAUUUGUUCCAAUAUUUUUCAUUUCACCAGUGGCAGACAGUUCUUUAGCAUACGCCAAUAUUUACGCUGAAUGGUUAUGUCAGAGUAAGCUGUCGAAAGUGUAUCUUCCGGAAUCACCGUUCACUCAUGCUGAGCACAUAAAAACCGGAAGACUGAGGCAUUUCAAAUCUUUACAAGAUGGAUUUAGCAGUGCUUUCAAAACCCCUUGCAUUGUGUUUACUGGUCAUCCUUCAUUGAGGUUUGGUGAUGCUGUUCAUUUCAUGAAUUUGUGGGGAAAAUCAUCAAACAACACAGUGAUAUUCAUCGAACCAGAUUUUCCAUACAUAGAAGCCCUAAGUCCAUUUCAACCGCUAGCUAUGAGGGCUUGCUAUUGUCCGAUCGACCCUCGACUCAAUUUCACUCAAGUCAACAAAUUGAUCAAAGACCUUAGGCCCAAGGAAAUGAUUGCUCCUGCAAAAUAUUUGAAACCUCCUCCGUUGCAACCACACCGCACUGAUUUGUCGAUCAACGUGGAGUGCAAACUAACUCCGUACGAUAGAUAUGAUACAAUCAGUCUUGCAGUGCCGAAAAAAUUUGAAACAGUGGCAUUGUCUAGUGAGCUGUGCUCUGAACUGUCUCCGAAAGAAGUCGAGCCUGGUGUUGCCAUUUCCUCUUUGUCUGGAGUUCUUGUCACACGUGAUAACAAGAUGACUCUAAAUUCAUAUACAAGCAAAAAAUCAUAUGGAUCAAGCACGGGUAACAGACUGUUUGGUGAUGUUUCAGUGGAUCAGUUAAUCGCGGCAUUGGAAGAGAAUGGCAUUGUUGGAGCCCAGUGGGAUACACAAGAGAAUGGUGGAUAUAUCAUACAUUUACCUGAUGCAGAUGCAGUUAUUCAGAUACAUCACGGAACCACUCACAUAAUAAACCAUGGAAGCGAUGAAUUAAGAAUCAAGAUACGAGAUGCCUUGUUGUCGAGUUUACUACAAGUGUGAAGGUAUUUCUAUAACAACGCCCAUCUUGAUUCAAAGCAAGACUUUUGAAAAAUUGAAAAGGGCCAGGGAAUUCCAUGUGGACGCUCCAGUUUAUAAGUGAAUAUACAUACCGGGCAGCUGGUAGCUUCAGCCUGGAUUAGAAAGUAUCAUCCGGAAUCUAGUUGGCCUUUCCGGAUGUCCAGGACUUUGAGCGUCGUUGAAACUACUAAGAAGGGACUACAACUGGUUCUGUUUGGAACAUCUCUUAAAUAUGAUUAGACCAAUAGAAUAUAAACAGCCUGACAUUUUAGUAUUAUCUAUUAUAAGUGAGAGAGUAGAGCAAAUUGAGUAGAGCAAGUAGUUUGAUGAUAACUCUAGAUACGGAAUUCAGCAAGAAUUUCCUUCGCA